AUGCUCACUAGCUUGGAAGUUUUCUUCAUGAUACUAGCAAUAGUGGAAUUCAUAAUUGCAAUGUUGGGAAAUGUGUUUAUUGGACUAGUAAACUGCUGUGAAUGGGUCAAGACCCAAAAGAUCUCUUUCUUUGACCUCAUUCUCACUGGCUUGGCUGUCUCCAGAAUAAGUCUACUACUCUUGUAUUUGCUAGAGUCAUUUGUAAUGGGACCAUUCCUAGAAUUCUAUGCCACUUAUAAACUAGCAAAACCUCUUAGUUUGCUUUGGAGAAUAACUAAUCACUGGACGACCUGGUUUGCCACCUGCUUAAGCGUUUUCUACCUCCUUAAGGUUGCUCAAUUCUCCCAUCCCCUUUUCCUUUGGCUCAAGUGGAGAUUGAACAGAGUGGUUCUCAUGAUUCUUGUGUUGUCUUUGUUUUUUCUAAUUUUUGACUUAUUUUUGUUAGAAACAUUUAAUGAUCUCUUCCAGGAUGUCUAUGCAAUAAAUGGACACAGUCUUAAUUCAUCUAUAGACAAAAGAAGUAUUUUCUAUGUCCAAUCACUGAUUCUUCUUAAUUUGACUUCUUGCAUUCCCAUUAUGGUAACUUUAACCUCCUUGUUGUUUUUGUUUCUGUCCUUGGUGAGACAUACCAAAAACUUGCAACUCAACUCCUUGGGUACCAAGGACACUAGCAUUGAAGCUCAUAAAAAGGCCAUGAAUAUGAUGAUGUCUUUUCUCGCCCUCUUCAUAGUUCACUUCAUUUUCACACAAUUGGCAAGUUGGAUAUUUCAUAUGUUUUGGAGUAAUAAGUUUAUCAAGUUUAUAUUGCUAGCAGUAUAUGUCUUUCCUUUAGGCCAUUCAUUUAUUUUGAUUCUGGGAAACAGCAAGCUAAGACAAACGGCCUUAAAGGGAUUAUACCAUCUUCAAAGCUUCUUUUUGUCUAAAUCUGGGCUUUAUACAUAG
Molecule: messenger RNA, 942 nt
Organism: Suncus etruscus (white-toothed pygmy shrew)
Lineage: Eukaryota; Metazoa; Chordata; Mammalia; Eulipotyphla; Soricidae
Gene: TAS2R42
Product: taste 2 receptor member 42
Exons: 1
Coding region: 1-942 (313 amino acids)
Biological process (GO): detection of chemical stimulus involved in sensory perception of bitter taste; sensory perception of taste; G protein-coupled receptor signaling pathway
Cellular component (GO): membrane
Molecular function (GO): G protein-coupled receptor activity
Source: RefSeq, a predicted model, not a curated record